UCCCUUUUACCAUCUUUAACUCUGCCAGCUUGAAUAUGUGUUGUGAAGUCAACCUAAUGGACCUACGACGAACAGAGAAAGGUUGCAUAUCCAUCAGAUUUACUUUGAAACACAGAAGGUGGUGGUCUGACCUGCUGUUGAUCAAUUAAAAUACAUUCAGUUUAUUUUAAUCUAAACUGGUUCUGAUUCAUCUGCAGCUCCUUUGGUUGUUCCAGUCAGAGAGAUGAAGAAGCUCUGUCACCCGUCUAACAACAUCCUGAUAGUCAGUAAUUUACUGCUUGUCUUCUUUCUUCCAGGUGCUUUGGCUCAUUGCGGUAGUUCUCUAACCCAGCACAUGCAUACACCCCCUGAGAUUGAAGCUCUGAUUGGAUCUUGUGUGGAAAUCCCAUGUAGAUUUGAUACUUUGCCAGGAUUUGACAUCAGCAAACCCAUUUUCGGAAUCUGGAUGAAAAAUAAGGCGUCACAUCAUGAGGGAGCAACGGAACUUAUAUUUAACAGCAGUGGGUCAAUUAACACCCAUCAAAUGGAAAUAACUGGAGAUCUGACAGCGAAAAACUGCAGCACUCGGAUUCCUGAUUUAACAGCAGAUCAUACAGACAAGUACUUCUUAAGAAUUGAGAACGGGGCCACGACAGCAACAUUUUGUGAUGAUCCUUUUACGUUGACAGUUAACGAUUCUCCUUGGACUCCCAUUAUUGUUGUUUCUGGACGUAAUCUGAGGGAGCAUCAAUCUGUCACAAUAACCUGCUCAGCUUAUACACCCUGUUUACUCUCACCUCCUGAACUCACCUGGAACCUCAAAAAAGACUCUCGCAGACAAAUAGAGAAAAGUACUGAUGGAACCUUGACAAGUAAACUCCAGGAGAGCAUCACUUUGUCAGACGAGCAUGAUGGAUACACCAUCAACUGCACUGCUAGAUAUCCUGUGAGAAACGGAUUCAAACAGGCAGAGUCAACAAAGCUUCUCAAUGUUUUAUAUGCUCCUAGAAACACCUCAGCAUCCAUCAGUCCAUCAGCUUUGGUGUCAGUAGGUAGCAGGGUGGAGUUGAGCUGCUCCAGCAGAGCCAAACCUCCACCCAGCUUCUCCUGGUUCAGGAAGGAGAGACAAAGAUUCAUUAAAGAGUCUUCGGAGCAGGCUUACAGCUUCAGUGCUUCUCUUCAAGAAGCCUAUGAGUGUGAGGCCCAAAAUACGCUUGGUAGAGAGGAAUCGGAAACCAUCUGUGUUGACAUCAUUGGUGCUCCUGUGACUCCCAAAAUUACAAUACCUCCUGGUACACUGAAGGAGGGCAAAACUGUCACUAUAACCUGCUCAGCUUCAACUCCCUGUAAAAACUCACUUCCUGAACUCACCUGGAAUCUCCAAGAAGACUCUCACGAACAAACAGAGGAAAACGCAGAUGGAACCUUUACAAGAAAAAUCCAGAAGAGCAUCACUCUGACAGACAAACAUGAUAGAUCCAACAUCAGCUGUUCUUCCAGACAUCCUUUUAAUGGACAAAGAAACAUAGUUGUGACAAACGUGACUCUCAAUGUUCUCUAUGCUCCUACAAACAUCUCAGUAUCCGUCCAUCCAUCACAAUUGGUGCGUAAAAAUUCUGUAGUGAGCGGGGUGUGCACCAGCAAUGGCAACCCUCCUCCCACGGUUAGGUGGGUGUAUUACGGACCCGGGAUGAACGAAACAACCCCUUCAGAAAAAGACCAUUGGUACGAUGCUACUGAACAAGCAGAAUUUUACUGUUAUGCUAGAAAUGAAAUGGGUUAUCUGCUAACGGAUCUCUUCUGUAUUGACCUCUACGAUCUUCCUUUGACUCCCGUAAUCAAUAUACCUUCUGGUGAACUGAUGGAGGGCCAAACCGUCACUAUUACCUGCUCAGCUACAAGUGGGUGUCCACUCUCUCGUCCUGAACUCACCUGGAAUCUCGGACAAGACUCUCUCAGACAAGCAGUGACACGCCGAACUAAAUAUUCAAGUGAAAUCCAGAAGAACAUCACUCUGACAGAGAAAUAUGAUGGAUACAACAUCAGCUGUUCUUCCAGUCAUCCUUUAAAUAGAGAAAACAACACAGUUGUGACAAACGUGACUCUCAAUGUUCUCUAUGCUCCUAGAAACACCUCAGUAUCCAUCCAUCCAUCAGAUUCGGUGUUAAACAGUACACAUGUUAUCAUGACAUGCUCCAGCAGAGCCAAACCUCCUCCCGACUUCGUGUGGUUAAAGGAAGAUAAAUUAGGAUUAAGGAAAGUCUCAGAAAGUUACAAUAUGGAGUUCAUUGCUCAUGAGCGAGGAGACUACCACUGUAUGGCCACAAAUAAUAUUGGUAGUGAGAAAUCAGAAAGCAUCUGUAUUGACCUUCUUGAUCAUCCUUUCACUCCCGCAAUCAAUAUACCUUCUGGUGAACUGGUGGCGGGCCAAACCGUCACUAUUACCUGCUCAGCUUCAAGUUGUCCACGCUCACGUCCUGAACUCACCUGGAAUCUCGGACAAGACUCUCUCAGACAAGCAGUGACAAGCCCAGCUAUCUAUGCAAGUGAAAUCCAGAAGAACAUCACUCUGACAGACGAACAUGAUGGAUACAACAUCAGCUGUUCUUCCAGACAUCCUUUUAAUGGACAAAGAAACAUAGUUGUGACAAACGUGACUCUCAAUGUUCUCUAUGCUCCUAGAAACACCUCAGUAUCCAUCCAUCCAUCAGAUUCGGUGUUAAACAGUACACAUGUUAUCAUGACAUGCUCCAGCAGAGCCAAACCUCCUCCCAUUAGCUUCAUCUGGUACAAGGAAGAUAAAUUAGGAUUAAGGAAAGUCUCAGAAAGUUACAAGAUGGAGUUCAUUGCUCAUGAGCGAGGAGACUACCACUGUAUGGCCACAAAUAAUAUUGGUAGUGGGAAAUCGGAAAGCAUCUGUAUUGACCUCAUUGAUCUUCCUUUGACUCCCACAAUCAAUAUACCUUCUGGUGAACUGGUGGCGGGCCAAACCGUCACUAUUACCUGCUCAGCUUCAAGUUGUCCACGCUCACGUCCUGAACUCACCUGGAAUCUCGGACAAGACUCUCUCAGACAAGCAGUGACAAGCCCAGCUAUCUAUGCAAGUGAAAUCCAGAAGAGCAUCACUCUGACAGACGAACAUGAUGGAUACAACAUCAGAUGUUCUUCCAGACAUCCUGCAGCUGAAAAAAGCAACAUAGCAGAAACAGAAGUGACUCUCAGUGUUUCCUAUGCUCCUAAAGAAACCUCAGCAUCCAUCAGCCCAUCAGGUUUGUUGUCAGCAGGUAGCAGGGUGGAGCUGAGCUGCUCCAGCAGAGCCAAACCUCCACCCAGCUUCACCUGGUUCAGGAUCAGUGAACAUGGAGACAUUAAUGUGUCUGUGGGGAAGGUUUACAAUUUCAGUGCUACUCGUCCUGAAGAAGGAGAAUAUUACUGUGAGGCCACAAAUGAGAUCGGUAGUGAGAAAUCAACAAGCAUCUGUAUUGACAUCAGUGAUUAUCCUUCGACUCCCACAAUCAAUAUACCUUCUGGUGAACUGAUGGAGGGCCAAACCGUCACUAUUACCUGCUCAGCUUCAAGUAUCUGUCUACGCUCACGUCCUGAACUCACCUGGAAUCUCGGACAAGACUCUCUCAGACAAGCAGUGACAAGCCCAGCUAUCUAUGCAAGUGAAAUCCAGAAGAGCAUCACUCUGACAGACGAACAUGAUGGAUACAACAUCAGAUGUUCUUCCAGACAUCCUUUACAUGGACAAAGAAACAUAGUUGUGACAAACGUGACUCUCAGUGUUUCCUAUGCUCCUAAAGAAACCUCAGCAUCCAUCAGCCCAUCAGGUUUGUUGUCAGCAGGUAGCAGGGUGGAGCUGAGCUGCUCCAGCAGAGCCAAACCUCCACCCAGCUUCACCUGGUUCAGGAUCAGUGAACAUGGAGACAUUAAUGUGUCUGUGGGGAAGGUUUACAAUUUCAGUGCUACUCGUCCUGAAGAAGGAGAAUAUUACUGUGAGGCCACAAAUGAGAUCGGUAGUGAGAAAUCAACAAGCAUCUGUAUUGACAUCAGUGAUGCUCCUUUGACUCCCAGAAUUAGUAUCUCUACUUAUACUCUGAAGGAGCGUCAGUCUGUCACUGUAACCUGCUCAGCUUCAACUCGCUGUCCACACUCACCUCCUGAACUCACCUGGAAUCUCCAACAAGACUCUCUCAGACAAACAGAGAAAAACGCAGAUGGAACCUUUACAACUAAAAUCCAGACGACCAUCACUCUGACAGACACACAUGAUGGAUACAACAUCAGAUGUUCUGCCAGAUAUCCUAUGGCAGGAAAAAGCAAGACAGAAGUGGCAGAAAUGACUCUCAAUGUUCCAUAUGCUCCUAAAAACACCUUAGCGUCCAUCAAUCCAUCAGCAGGUACUUUGGUGGAGCUGAGCUGCUCCAGCAGAGCCAAACCUCCACCCAAAAUCACCUGGUUCAAGAAAGGCCCGAAAGGAAUCACUAAAGUAGCUACAGGGAACUCUCUCAAGGUUGAAUUCACAGAGGGCGAUGAGUACUACUGUGUAGCUGCAAAUAAGCUGGGAAAACAGAAAUCAUCACCGAUCAAUCUCACAGUAAAAGGUCCCAGCGGACCUGAAGUCUGGAUUCUUGCACUAAUAGGGGCCGUGGGAAUAAUACUUCUUGUCAUUAUAGUCCUCAUCUAUGACAACUUCAAAUCCUCCUAAUCGAGUCAAGCUCAUGAGUGAAGCAUUAAAAUAAAAUGCUGCAACCUUC
Messenger RNA from Gambusia affinis (western mosquitofish), 4739 nucleotides. Its product is annotated as vascular cell adhesion protein 1-like. The record is from RefSeq and is a predicted model, not a curated record. Lineage: Eukaryota; Metazoa; Chordata; Actinopteri; Cyprinodontiformes; Poeciliidae. The coding region runs from base 224 to 4690 and encodes 1488 amino acids. The transcript has 20 exons.